Molecule: messenger RNA, 2103 nt
Organism: Penicillium taxi
Lineage: Eukaryota; Fungi; Ascomycota; Eurotiomycetes; Eurotiales; Aspergillaceae
Product: bifunctional molybdopterin adenylyltransferase MobB/molybdopterin molybdotransferase MoeA family protein
Exons: 4
Coding region: 1-2103 (700 amino acids)
Biological process (GO): molybdenum incorporation into molybdenum-molybdopterin complex; Mo-molybdopterin cofactor biosynthetic process
Cellular component (GO): cytosol; cytoplasm
Molecular function (GO): molybdopterin molybdotransferase activity
Source: RefSeq, a predicted model, not a curated record
AUGUUCAUCCAAGGUUCUCUCGCCAUGGAGACCAAACUUAAAGUAGCCAUUCUGAUUGUAUCAGACACGGCCUCCCGUGAACCAUCUACUGACAAGACAGCCGAUGCUCUAACUCCCAUCCUCGUCGCCGAGGGGAAGUGGACACCGCCCACGAUAAAGAUUGUGCCAGACAACGUGUCUCAGAUCCAGCAGACCCUCUGUGACUGGACUGAUGGAGUCGAUUUUUAUAAUCUCAUUCUGACCAGCGGCGGAACUGGCUUUGCUGUCAGAGAUAAUACGCCAGAGGCUGUAUCUUCCCUCAUCCAUCGCCAUGCUCCAGGCCUAGUGCAUGGCAUGAUCGCCGCAUCACUGAAAGUAACCCCAUUCGCAAUGAUGUCCAGACCAGUUGCUGGAGUCCGCGAGAAGUCAUUGAUUAUCACUUUACCUGGAUCCCCUAAAGGAGCAGCUGAGAAUCUCGCAGCGGUUGUAAAACUCCUUCCUCAUGCUUGCUUGCAGUCUGCUGGUGCCAACUCACGUGCCAUGCAUGUUGGGGGCACUAAAAAGCUUGAGACCGAGGCUGGUAUUUCUGGCUGUGGACAUCAUCAUCACCAUCAUCACGGUCAUGGGCAUGGGCAUACGGCUCCAAAGGCGCAUACCACCUCCAAUGAACACCAGUCGAAUGAUCCGUCUGCGGGACCUAAUCGGAGGUAUCGUUCCUCGCCCUAUCCAAUGCUUUCGGUAAAAGAUGCACUAGAAAAGAUCAGUGAGCAUACACCGCAGCCGGUAGUGAUUGAAGCCCCAGUCAACAUAUCCCUUGUGGGUUCUGUUAUCGCCGAAGACGUCUAUGCUGCUGAGGCGGUGCCAGCAUACCGUGCCAGCAUCGUUGAUGGCUAUGCUAUUAUUGCUAUCGCUGGCCAGAGUACAAAAGGGGUAUUCCCUGUAGCAUCAGUGACCCAUGCAAAUAUUGGCGGAGAUCUAGAGCCACUUCAACCUGGAAAAAUCGCUAGAAUCACCACCGGAGCUCCUCUUCCCCCGAAUGCAAACGCCGUAGUUAUGGUCGAAGAUACCCUCCUAGCCUCAUCUACACCAGACGGCCAAGAGGAAGCAACUGUUGAAAUCUUGGCUGAAGAUGUCGUUCCAGGAGAGAACGUCCGCGACCCUGGAAGUGACAUCUCCCUGGGCUCAAAAAUCCUCUCCCGUGGAGAUCUGGUUACCCCCGUGGGCGGUGAGAUUGGUUUGCUCGCUGCCUCCGGAACCAGGACAGUCAAGGUAUUCCGAAAGCCCCGAGUAGGCGUACUCAGUACAGGCGAUGAAUUGGUCGAACAUGAUGACCCCCUAUCUCUCACUGGUGGCCAAAUUCGAGACUCAAAUCGUCCGUCUCUCCUGUCUUGUAUCUCUUCUUGGGGAUUCCCAACCGUCGACCUAGGAAUCGCCAGGGACACUCCGGCCGGUGAGCUCGAGCAUGCGUUGCGCGACUCAUUGCGCGGUGUAGGCCGAGCCUCUUCCAGUGUUGACGUGAUCAUCACUACAGGCGGUGUAUCAAUGGGUGAGCUGGAUCUCCUCAAACCAACAAUUGAACGUUCCCUAGGUGGUACAAUUCAUUUUGGCCGUGUGUCAAUGAAACCUGGCAAGCCGACUAUCUUUGCUACAGUUCCCUUCAAAGCAACAGACGGUGCAGCUGAUAACAGCCAGCAAGAACGUACCUCAAAGCUAAUUUUCUCCCUGCCCGGAAACCCGGCUUCUGCUCUGGUCACUUUGAACCUGUUUGUUUUGCCUUCCUUGCACAAGCUUUCUGGUAUGGGUGAGAGUUCUCAGAUACCGUCGUCAACGCCCGGUUUAGCGCCGCACCUUGGUCUUCCAUGUGUGGCUGUUGUGUUGACGCACUCAUUCCCUCUGGACCCCAAGCGUACCGAGUACCACCGUGCCGUGGUGACAGCCUCUCGCUCGGACGGCCGGCUGUACGCGACUAGUACGGGUGUCGAGGGGGUGGGACAGCGCAGUUCGCGGGUUGGAAGUCUUGCUAGCUCCAAUGCAUUGAUUGUCCUUCGUCCUGGUGGUGGAGUUGUCGCGAAGGGUGAGACUGUGGAGGCCUUGAUGAUGGGUCCAGUCCAUGGCUCUGACUGA